Molecule: messenger RNA, 2049 nt
Organism: Phaeodactylum tricornutum CCAP 1055/1
Lineage: Eukaryota; Bacillariophyta; Bacillariophyceae; Surirellales; Neidiaceae
Product: beta-xylosidase
Exons: 2
Coding region: 1-2049 (682 amino acids)
Biological process (GO): arabinan catabolic process; xylan catabolic process
Cellular component (GO): plant-type cell wall
Molecular function (GO): alpha-L-arabinofuranosidase activity; xylan 1,4-beta-xylosidase activity
Source: RefSeq, a predicted model, not a curated record
AUGCCUUCUUGCUUCAGGAUAUUGACUAUAUGCACGUCGUAUUUCUUCUUACUGCUUGCGCUCUGGGCAUCGUACUCCAUUUUUGAAGGCUCUGUUCGGCUUCAAGGUCCAAUCGGGCUCGACCGCAACGUCAGCCCCGUCAACAACUAUAUUUGGAAAGACAAAGUCCCGAAUUUUUGGGGAUGCCAGAAUGACGUAGCCAAAGCACUGCCUUAUUGCGACAUGUCGCUCUCAAUUGACGAGAGACUGGAGGAUUUGCUCUCACACUUGACCCUGGAUGAGAAAGUUGACAUGAUCGGCGCCGACCCUACGCAAGACGUUUGUAUGACUCAUACUAUGAAUGUGUCUCGCAUAGGCUUACCAGACUACUACUGGCUCGUGGAAACAAAUACGGCCGUUGGAUCGGCAUGUAUUGCCGAAAACAAAUGUGCGACUGAGUUUUCGGGCCCGUUAUCGAUCGCCGCUUCUUUCAAUCGAUCAUCCUGGUUUCUCAAAGGUAGCGUUUUUGGCACCGAGCAAAGGGCGCUGAUGAAUGUCCAUGGCGAACGAUUUCAUACCCAUAGCGGCCGACAUAUUGGUCUGACAGCGUUCGGCCCAAAUAUCAAUCAACAACGCGAUCCGAGGUUCGGGCGCUCAUCGGAGUUGCCGGGGGAAGACCCGUUUCUGUCGGGGCAGUACGCCGCGCACAUGGUACAGGGUAUGCAAGAGCGAGAUGCCAACGGAUAUCCUAAAGUUUUGGCGUAUCUGAAGCAUUUUACGGCGUACAGCCGAGAGGAAGGGCGCGGGAACGACGACUACAAUAUUUCGAUGUACGAUCUGUUUGAUACAUAUUUGCCCCAGUACGAAAUGGGCAUGGUCCAAGGCGGAGCCACCGGAGUUAUGUGCUCGUACAAUGCUGUCAAUGGUAUUCCCGCGUGUGCCAAUGACUAUUUACUCAAUAAAAUUUUGCGGCAACGCUGGAAUCGUUCCGAUGCGCACGUGACGACCGACUGUGGGGCGGUGAACAAUCUGCGUGGCAAACCAAUCCAGGCGGCCGAUGAAGCGCAAGCUGCCGCAAUGGCACUCAUGAAUGGCGCGGAUAUUGAGAUGGGAUCAACCUUAUUUGUACACAAUCUCACUACUGCUAUAACACUGGGAUAUGCGACCGAAGAAGCAGUCAAUCAAGCUAUUCGUCGUUCAUAUCGUCCUCAUUUUAUUGCGGGUCGCUUCGAUGAUCCUACCUUGAGCGAAUGGUUCAGUCUAGGGCUAGACGACAUUCAGUCAAAAAAGCACCAGGAGAUCCAAUUGGAAGCAGCACUUCAAGGACUAGUUUUGCUGAAACAUGAGGACAGCAUUUUGCCUAUUGCUGCGGGCACUAAAUUGGCGGUUCUAGGUCCAUUAGGAAUGACGCGGUCCGGCCUGAUGAGCGACUACGAAAGCGACCAAAGCUGUUUUGGUGGCGGGCAUGAUUGCAUACCAACGUUGGCCGAGUCAAUCGGAUUCAUAAAUGGAAAGGAGUUCACCGUUGCAGCUGCUGGUGUCGAUGUGGACUCUCGCAAUACAUCGGAUGUUGAGAGAAUCUUGCAGCUUGCCGCUGACAGGGAUCUUAUAGUGCUUUGUCUCGGGAACACAAAAACUCAGGAGCAAGAAGGAUUUGAUCGCAAGGACACAGCUUUGCCGGGUCAACAAUACGCCUUGUUUGAGGCCGUACUUACUCUUCGCAAACCUGUAGUUCUUGUUUUGGUAAAUGGUGGCCAGAUCGCGCUUGACGGAAUGACCGGAUACCCUUCGGCUAUCAUUGAAGCCUUCAAUCCCAACGGUAUUGGCGGGACUGCCUUAGCUGCGUCUCUAUUUGGUCAAGAGAAUCGCUGGGGGAAACUUCCGUACACAAUAUAUCCGUACAGUGUGAUGCAGUCGUUCGACAUGAAAGACCAUAGCAUGUCAGCCCCGCCGGGCAGGACGUAUCGAUAUUUCACGGGAAAAGCAACCAUUCGAGACAUCAUGCUUUCAUCAAAGGAUCAGCGAUUCCUCGAUUCUACUGGAAUGUACUGUCUGGAACACUGGAAAUAG